AAGUUCCACUAAAAUUGGUUGAUGAGAAUUGAGGUCCCAAGUAGCGGACGACCACGGGGAAAAAGGCUUCAGCUUCAUCUCGUCACUUCCAGUCACUCUGUCGGUCUCACCGUAAGCGCUCGCAAAUGGAGGAACAGAACGGGACGGAGACGCGCAACGGCGUCGGCGGGGUCUUCGUGGAGGUGCCCGAUGGCGAAGGGACCCACCGUCACCGCCGAGAGCUGCAGGAGGGGGAGACCUUGUACAGCGUUUUCCACCGUCUGCUGUCCGCGAUCUUCUUCCCUGACGUACAAGGUGAACGAGCUCCGCUGCUGCACCGGAUCAAGGCCUCUGUGGCCGAUAACGCCCCUCUCCUCCGCGAAGCAUCUGGAAACACUGGGCGGAACGUCUUUCUCUGGACUCGUAGGGGCAGUCCUCUCCGUGCCCUCCUUGUCAUUUCUGUUGGGACGAUCACACUUCUUACUUUGACAGGGUUGCUUGUCUUUAUGCUUUUCUUUCUGGCUGCAACCAUCAAUGCUAUUGUCAUAUCUCUUCUGGUGUCUUUGGCAGCAGCAGGUGGCUUCUUAGCCUUUUUCUUCACCUGUGUAACAUUCAUAUACAUUGGAGCACUAUCGGUUGCUGUCUUUGUUAUUUCCAGUGCUACAAUUUCAGCAAUUGUUGCAUCUCUGAUAGCUACAGGUUGGAUCGGAUUCUUCCUUCUUUUGUGGCUGGCAACAAAGAAAAGCCUGGGUCUUGCUAAGCACUCUUUGACCAUGACUGGUUCAGCACUCUCAGCUUACUCUUCUGCCAAGCAUGCUCGCCGCCAUCAUCAACCAAACAAGGUUUCAGAUUGAGAAGUUACUGCAAAUAGAAGUCCAUGUGUGUAUAAAAACCUUACUACGUAUGAUGCCUUGUUAGAUGGUUAUGCUUUUUGAGACA
Molecule: messenger RNA, 918 nt
Organism: Juglans microcarpa x Juglans regia
Lineage: Eukaryota; Viridiplantae; Streptophyta; Magnoliopsida; Fagales; Juglandaceae
Exons: 3
Coding region: 126-833 (235 amino acids)
Source: RefSeq, a predicted model, not a curated record